Thermothielavioides terrestris NRRL 8126 is the source of this 2120-nucleotide messenger RNA. RefSeq names its product glycoside hydrolase family 47 protein. Gene Ontology annotation, cellular component: endoplasmic reticulum; Golgi membrane. NCBI's taxonomy places the organism in Eukaryota, Fungi, Ascomycota, Sordariomycetes, Sordariales, Chaetomiaceae. The transcript has a single exon. Gene Ontology annotation, biological process: carbohydrate metabolic process; N-glycan processing. Gene Ontology annotation, molecular function: calcium ion binding; mannosyl-oligosaccharide 1,2-alpha-mannosidase activity. Bases 93 to 1904 code for a protein of 603 amino acids. The record is from RefSeq and is a predicted model, not a curated record.
ACUCGGGUCAGCUGAAACCUGACCAGCAAACAACCUUUGGCAAUCGGCGCCUUUGGCAAUCGGCGUGGGCAGACCGCCAUAGCCACAAGAAAAUGGCGCCGUUCGGCCGUAGGAGAACCUGGGCUAUACUUUUCACUGGUGUGGUCCUCUUCUGUUUAUAUUCUUUCCCUAGACUCGAUGCCGAUGGCGCCAGCGCGCCGAUGUGGCGUGCCGCAGACCGCCCGGCGCGCGACCGCGGGUCGGACCAGGAGGCCCAGCACACGCGAUGGAGCCAGCUGCAACCCCGCUACCCCGUCAAGGACAUGAGAGCGCUCCCGACGGGGCAGCCCUUGGCCCUGCCCAAGGUCCAGAAGGACUUUGGUCCUGAGAGCGCCUCCGACCGCGAGGUGCGGCUCAAGAGGCGAGAAGCCGUCAAGGCAUCUUUCCAGCGCUGCUGGAGCUCGUACCGCAAGUACGCCUGGAUGAGCGACGAGCUCAGGCCGGUGUCCGGGCGCAGAAACGACCCCUUCGGCGGCUGGGGCGCCACGCUGGUCGACAGCCUGGACACGCUGUGGAUCAUGGGCCUGAAGGAAGAAUUCGACGAGGCCGUCGCCGCCGCUUCGAAAAUCAACUUCGAGAAGGUGUCCUCCCAGGAGAUUAACGUCUUUGAGACCAACAUCCGCUACCUGGGCGGCUUCCUCGCCGCCUAUGACCUCAGCGGCGACAAGCGUCUCCUGGCCAAGGCCCGCGAGGUUGGCGAGAUGCUCUACGUCGCCUUCGACACCCCCAACCGGAUGCCCGUCACGCGAUGGAAUGCCUGGGCCGCUGGCUGGCGCAAGCCCCAGGUCGCCCAUGAGCACACCCUCCUGGCUGAGAUUGGGACCUUCUCGCUCGAGUUCAUCCGCUUGUCCAUGUUGACGGGCGAUCCGAAGUGGUACGACGCCGCGCAGCGUAUCAUCGAGCUGCUCCAGAAGCAGCAGCAGACCACGCGCCUGCCCGGCAUGUGGCCCAUCAUCGUCGACGCCCAGAAGGAGAUCUUCGGCGACCACAUCGACUACACGCUCGGCGCCAUGGCCGACUCCCUGUACGAGUACCUGCCCAAGACGUACGCGCUCGUCGGCGGCCUGCUUCCCAUGUACCGCGAGAUGUACGAGGCGUCCAUGGACACCGCCAUCCGCUACAACCUCUUCCGGCCCAUGCUGCCGGACGAAAAGGACGUGCUCGUCGCGGGCGUGACCAUGUCGCGCCCGGAGAACGGCCAGAACGUGCAGCAGCUCCGGCCCGACGCCCAGCACCUGGUGUGCUUCGCAGGCGGCAUGCUCGCCCUAGGCGGACGGCUCAUCCAGAACGACACGCACGUCGAGAAGGGCGAGAAGCUGACCGACGGCUGCAUCUGGACCUACCAGGGCAUGCCGCUCGGCAUCAUGCCGGAGUCGUUCCGCAUGCUGCCGUGCGAGUCGGCCGACCACUGCCCGUGGGACGAGGACAAGUGGCGGCGGGCCGUGCUGGCCAAGGCCGGACGGGACGAGAAACUGGACGCGGAGCGGGCCGAGAAAUUCGUGAAGGAAAAGCGGAUCCCCAAGGGCUUCGUCUCCGUCGGCGACCCGCGCUACGUGCUGCGGCCCGAGGCCAUCGAGAGCGUCUUCAUCCUGUACCGCAUCACCGGCCGCAAGGAUCUGCCGGAGGCGGCCUGGAAGAUGUGGGAGGCGAUCGAGGAGAACACCAAGACGCCACUGGCCAACUCGGCGCUGGUCGACAUCUCCGUCACGGACGAGAAGCCGGAGAUGAGCGACUCCAUGGAGAGCUUCUGGCUGGGCGAGACCCUCAAAUAUUUCUACUUGAUGUUCAGCGAACCGGAUCUGAUCAGCCUGGAUGAGUACGUCUUCAACACGGAGGCGCAUCCGCUGAAGAGGCUGCUUCCUUGACCGAUAAUUCGUUGCGAGUCGGAUACUUUGGUUAUUAGUCGCAUGGUCUCGGCCGGCCGUGGCCAUGGGGGAAGUCACUUUCGCACAUACAGUCGAAGAUUAGGGACAUACCUUGAGGUAUUUUUGGAUAGAGAGUUGGAUGUAGAGUUGGGUUCUGUUUUCAAUUGUUUUCAACGAUUGUGUUCUUUUCUAUCACGACAGUCUGCAGUGUUGCCA